AUGUCAUCUUCCCCGCAUUCCCGACCCUUUAAGCGGUUGCUGGUCGCCAAUAGAGGUGAAAUCGCUGUGCGAAUACUCCAUUCGGCAAGAGAAUUGCCUAGUCCCGUCGAGACUUUUGCAUUGUACGCUUCGGACGACCGUUCACACUGUGACUUGGGGCACCCGCAUCAUGCAAUCCAAAUACCCUCUCCAUCAUCCUAUCUGGACAUUUCAUUGCUAGUAGACCUAGCUAGGAAGCACUCUAUUGACGCAGUGCAUCCGGGCUAUGGAUUCCUCAGCGAGAGCGCGGAGUUCGCACAGCGCAUGUGGACCGAAACGGGCGCAGUUGUGAUCGGGCCUGGGCCUGAGAAUCUUGCUCGGACAGGUGAUAAGCUCCAGGCAAAGCUACUUGCACAGCAAUGUGCAGUUCCUGUACUGGAAGCUAUGAGCCAGCCCACUUCUAAUGUGGACGAGGCGCGGGCUUUUGCCAGACGGGUCGGCUUUCCCGUUAUGGUCAAAGCCGUCGAUGGAGGAGGUGGGCGAGGAAUCCGCCUUGUACGCGAGGAAUCGGAAUUAGUUAAUAGCACUCAGCGUGCCAUUGGCGAGUCACCUUCACGGACUGUGUUCGUAGAGAAGGCUGCCGUCGAUGGGUUCCACCAUGUUGAGAUCCAGGUUAUCGGCGAUGGAACCGGUAAUGUACGCCACCUCUGGGAGAGAGACUGCAGUGUACAGCGACGAUUCCAGAAAGUUGUUGAGCUUGCACCGGCCCUAAUGCGUGACCGGGAUUUGGUCGCUCGAGUGAUCAACUCUGCAUUGAAGAUGGCUAGCAAAAUCCACUAUCGAUCGCUUGGUACUUUUGAAUUCUUGGUUAGCGAACAAAAGGGUGAAUUUUAUUUCUUGGAAGUCAACCCGCGUCUCCAGGUUGAGCAUACUAUCACCGAGGCCAUCAGCGGUAUUGAUCUAGUGCAGACGCAGCUCCUGUUGGCCCAAGGCUGGUCUUUCGAUGAUCUCGGCCUAGGGCCUAAGGUUAAUGCAACUGUGCCACCGCCAACUACCUUCUCGAUCCAGCUUCGUCUGUGUGCGGAGGAUACAAGCAACAACUUUGCUCUUAGCAUAGGCAAAGUGACAGAAUUCACAGUGCCUAGUGGACAAGGCAUCCGAGUGGACAGUCAUGUCAACUCUUCUGGUGGCUCUGGUCUUGUCGUGGGAUCAAACUUUGAUAAUCUUCUUGCUAAGAUCAUUGUCACUGCGUCAACAUGGGAAGCAACUGUCAGAAAGGCCCAGCGAGUCCUGUCUGAUUCUAAGAUAUCCGGCGUGAAAACUAACAUCAAUCUUCUGCGGGGUAUUGUGGCACAUCCCGACUUCACAGCUGGCAAGAUCGACACGCAAUGGCUAGGGAUGAAGCUCGACGAAGUGUAUCAGAUAGGAGAGCGCAUGUCGAAAACGCUCCAGAGUCAAGAAGGAUCUUUUGUUUCUUCACAACAGGCCAUGGCCCAGGGUGGACUGCCUUCGAAUCUGCUAUUGCGCAAAGGCGACGCAUGGUCUAUCACGCUGGAACCACUGGAUAAAUCGGCAGAAGAGGUCGCGCAUCAUUUGAAGCUCUCGCGGGUCUUCCGCAAUGAGUUCCCAUCCGCACUUGUCGCCGAAAUCGAGUAUACGACCCCCACAUCACAGACUGCCGUUCCAUAUCUCAUGCAGCUGGAGACGACCACAACCGCGGCUUCGGCUCUGGUUUCGUCCUCGCAUAGGCGUGGAGACCCCAACAACCCACGCCAUGUUAUUCUCCCACUAUCUGGGAAGCUCAUUGAAAUAUUGGUUGCUGAUGGAGACACCGUCGCCGAGAACCAGGUCUUGGCCUUUGUGAAGCAGAUGAAGAUGGAGCUGGAGGUACGCAGUCCUCACGCUGGCAAAGUGAAAUGGGUCCAUGAGAUGGAGGACGACGAGGAAGAUGUUGCCGAAGGCAUGCUGCUUGUUGAAUUGGAAGGCAGUGAUCAAGAGCAGCUACGGGGAAAGCUGUGA
Molecule: messenger RNA, 1998 nt
Organism: Penicillium cinerascens
Lineage: Eukaryota; Fungi; Ascomycota; Eurotiomycetes; Eurotiales; Aspergillaceae
Product: putative pyruvate carboxylase
Exons: 2
Coding region: 1-1998 (665 amino acids)
Molecular function (GO): ATP binding; metal ion binding
Source: RefSeq, a predicted model, not a curated record